This is a messenger RNA of Hansenula ciferrii, 1884 nucleotides long. RefSeq names its product Anr2p (gene ANR2). Gene Ontology annotation, cellular component: lipid droplet. NCBI's taxonomy places the organism in Eukaryota, Fungi, Ascomycota, Saccharomycetes, Phaffomycetales, Wickerhamomycetaceae. The coding region runs from base 1 to 1884 and encodes 627 amino acids. The transcript has a single exon. The record is from RefSeq and is a predicted model, not a curated record.
AUGUCAAAUCCCAGCACUCCACAGACUCAAAAAUCAAAGCCUGUCGUAAGGCAAUCACCAAAACCACUAAGUACUCCUGAAAGCUCAUCAAAAGGUCUCAAUAUCUUGUUACAAAACGCAGUGGCAAAUUCUAGACCUCCUAGUCCAAUAAGUGCUGUUUUCCUUGUUCAAUUUGAUGUGAAAUCUGGUUAUGUCUUGAAAUGGAGUAAAACUGUUGAUAAAAACUUAUCAUUAAAAGGAGUUGAAUUUAAAAGUUUACCCUCUGGAUUACAUGAAGUUGAAAGAGAUGUUAUAUCAUUUGUUCAAAUCAAAGAUAAUGAUUCAACUUCUGUCAAUGGUGAUUCCACUACUGAUACUUCAGAUUCAAACCCAUUUGAUAAUUUACUUUAUGGUGUUUCAGUAUUUCAUCAAAAUUUAGGUGAAGCUUUUGGUAAUCAAAGAAAUAAAGUUAAAAUGUUCUCAUUAGGUAUAUUAGUUGAUCCAUUAGGUCAAAUCCAAUCAAAUUCUGGGGUUUCUAAAUUUACAGGUGACUUACCAGCUUGGAGACCAAUGUAUUAUACAACAGGUUUAGAAUAUGUUGAUCAAUUGCAUAAAUUAUUAGAUGAAUGGGAUAAUAAUAAUUUAAAUGAUUUUGCCAAAUUUGAAGAAUUUUUCGAUAAACAUUCACCAAAAAUUGAUUUGUUGGAUAUAAUAAGUGCAAAAUCACCAAAAUCUUCAAAUUUACCAAAAUUGGAUACUCAAACUGGUCAAUUUUCCUUAAUUGAAAAACAUCAUAGUCAUCAUUUCUUGUUGAAAAUAACAGAAUUAUUACGUUCUUUAGGACCAUUAGUAUUUAAAGUCUGGAGAUCUGCUUUAUUAAGAGAAAGAAUAUUACUUUUCGAUGCUCCAAGUGUGGAAUUAAAUUGUGCUUAUGCAUAUUGUUUAUCAGUUUUAUCAACAAUACCACAAGAAAUCCAUUGGUUAUUAAAUGAAAGUGGCUGUUGGGCAACUCAGGCUUUACAAUUCAUUCAACCUGUUUAUUCAAUAGGUGUUAAUGAUAUAGAUUGGCUAAAAUCAUUAGUUGAUCCUUCAUUGGGUAAUAACAGCAACACUAAUAAAAAAUCAAGUUUUAUUGCCUCUACAACAGAUGAAAUAUUAUUAUUUAAAAACACUCUUUAUGAUAUAUCGGUUCGAUUGAAUCAACCUCAUCAUAUUAAUAAUAGUACAAUUCCAAAAAUUUUCCUUUCUGAUGCUUCAUUACCAGGUUCAUUAAAUACAGAUCCAUUAAAAGCUACUCAAAGAGAUUUGAAAAGAUUUAGAAUUUUAUCUAAAGAAUUCGGUUUAAAUGAUCAUAUUAAUCAAAAUGAAACUUUAAGUACACAAGAAGCUAGAGUUAAAACAAGUGAUAGUAAUGAUUUACCUGUGGAUGAAUCAACUGUAAUUAAUGAUGAAGAAAUAAUACCUGAAAUUUUACCAUGGUGGACUGAAGUUUCUGAACCAACUUCUUGGAGACAAUUAGCAUGGUCAGGUUUUUAUUGGUGGGCAUCUGCAGGUGAAAAGGAAAAAAUUGAAGAAGAACAAGAAUUAGAAGGUUUAAAUGAAUUAAAUGAAUCAAAUAAACAAAAUGAAAUUGAACAAUCAUUAAUUCUUGUUGGAUAUUUCCAAAAUAUGACUAAAAGAGUUUUCACCACAAUUGCAGAUAUAAUUAAUAAUGAAAAUGAAUCAAAUGAUGAUGCAGAUGAAUUAGUUGAUAAAACUAUAUGGAUUGAACCAGCUGAUGUUUUCGAAAUGGGGCUUGAUCCUUAUUCCAAACAAGAUGCUGAAUUUGUUGUUAAAUUAAUUCAACUUUGGUGGAAUAGAAAAGCUCAAGUUGGUUCAAGAUUAACAAACUUGUGUUGUUUUUGA